This is a messenger RNA of Paramacrobiotus metropolitanus, 2378 nucleotides long. Its product is annotated as somatostatin receptor type 2-like. Gene Ontology annotation, biological process: G protein-coupled receptor signaling pathway. Bases 830 to 2131 code for a protein of 433 amino acids. NCBI's taxonomy places the organism in Eukaryota, Metazoa, Tardigrada, Eutardigrada, Parachela, Macrobiotidae. The record is from RefSeq and is a predicted model, not a curated record. The transcript has 8 exons. Gene Ontology annotation, cellular component: membrane; neuron projection. Gene Ontology annotation, molecular function: peptide binding; G protein-coupled receptor activity.
CCCGAAAGCAUUAGCAUUUCCCAUCAACAUUUCAAUUGCUACAGCAGUAUAUUCGCGUUUUGCAAUAUUACGCAGCCGAAACCAUAUGCGCUAGCCAGGGCACGAGUCCGUCGUAAUCACGUUGCAGCGUAACCGGAAUCCAGACGGAUACAUUAGUCUAGCUUUCCUGUAAAUAAACCGGAAAUUAUUCCUGCGCCGGGAAGACUGGCAGACAGGGUGAAAAGUUAAAUUUACCCGGUUAAGACGCUGACUUUGCGCAUUGAAUGUAUUGUACGCAGCAUACUGUACGUACUUAAUGUGAACAGAAUUUUUGGCGGCCGGAUCGAGCUGCGCUAUGAUUGGCUAAGCGCCUUUAUACACUAUACAGUUUAACGCGCGAGAGGCGGUGUUACAUCCAGCUUCCGGUCAGCGGCAAACGCCGCUGUGUCGUCCAACCAUUACGGCGCAUAACCCUAAUUCUAACGCCAGAAUUGCACCUUUGCUACCUUCCAUAAGCUCCGUGUUUACCGGGUUGACUCCCAGCGUCAUCGAUACGUUAGGGGAUUUGGCGGCACGGAUUACGAUUAUUAAUGCCGCAGCCACGCACCUUUAUCGCAAUCUUCCGUCGUGACAGGCGGGCACAUCGCUGUCUUCUACGGGUUCAGUUAAAUAACCCUUUGGAUGUUUCCUGCGGGCAGAUUAUUCCAUUGAUAUUUAAGGGAUAACAAGAAGAUUUCCCGAAUGUCAGGAAAGCUUUCUUUCUUUCAGUGCUAUCUUACUUGUGCAAUCGUACAAUGGCAUUUCUAUAGGAAAUAGCUAACACUUUCCAUAAGGUUCGGAUUUGCCAACUAUGGAGAUUGCCGUGGAUUCCAGGGAAAGUGAAGUUAACGGUUCGUCCCACCCGGAUAAUGUGGUUAAACAACUGGAAGAGCUUAGCGGAUACGGUGUCGAUUACAUUUACGGGAUUGGAGUUGUCUACAUGCUAAUCUGUGUGGUGGGUCUGGGAGGAAACAUUUUAGUGUUUUAUGUUAUCCUGCGUUUCUCGGUUAUGCGUACCGUGACCAAUGUGUUCAUCCUGGCUCUUGCCCUGGCUGAUAUUGCCUUCCUGGUGAACAUACCGCUCCUGGUGGUCACAUCCAUAAUCGGUAACUGGCCAUUUGGCAACAUUUAUUGCAAAAUAUAUUACUCCGUUAGCACCAUUAACCAGUUUGCGUCCAGCUUCUUCUUGGUGACGAUGAGUGCAGACCGAUAUCUGGCGAUAUGCUGGCCGAUCUGGAGUCGUCGCUUACGUACAACGGGUGCGGCUCUGCUCAUCUGCGCCUUUGUUUGGAGUUUGGCCAUGAGUUUGAUGUAUCCCGUUUUUGCGUACUCCGGAACGCAGUCAUCUAAUUACAGCGAUGGCGGAGAAACAACCCAGUGCAAUAUAUUCUGGCCGGGCUACAAUGCCACCUCGCUGGUACUGGAUGGAGAAGGCGUUUUUGCGUUGUAUUGUUUUAUUUUGGGCUAUGCACUUCCGGUCAUCCUCAUGAUGUUUUUCUACGGGAUGGUAUUGCGGAGCAUACGUAGCAGUCAUGAGAAGAUCGCCAGCACGAAUAUGGUGGUGACGACGACAAGUGCUUCUCAGAGUAUUAAACGUCGAACGGACAAACUGCGUCGAGUGACCACCAUGAUAUUUAUUGUAAUCCUGGUAUACAUUAUGUGCUGGACACCUUACUGGGUAUUUCAGCUAUUUAUUGUUCUAUCUGGCGACUACCUGGAAUCACUGCGACCGGAAGAUGGUCGCGUGGUAGUCGUCGUCUGUUUGAUCCUGCAGUGCUUCUGUUUUGCCAACUCCGCCAUUAAUCCCAUCCUGUACGCGGUACUGAGCGAUAACUUUAAGCAGAGUUACUCAAAAGCCUUUAAGCGUUCUCGGAAAUGCCAUCCGGCGGCCAGCGGUGGUGGUGGCGGCGGAACAGCCAACAGUAAAUCCGCCGUCAAUGCCACCAUCCUCAUCCGCGAAACCAACACCCUGCGGGAAUUGACCGGCACCGCGGCGACCACCAGUCAACCGCCAUUGUCCAAGACCGGUUGCACACCUCCGCGGCCCAUUCAGAUCUGGUUACGGGGCGACGCGCUGUACCAAGUAGGCAGCGGAUUACUGGUUCUCUUAUAAGAAAACGCAAAUCCCUCGCACGUUUCGCACUGCUUCCAAGAUAAUCUGCGAAAUUUCUGAAUGGGUUGUAUAUUUUCCAAAUGUACAGUUUAUCUUUCUUCCACGCUUAACCUUUUCAAAUCAGAUUAACGCAUUUAUACUGAUCAUUUUGCAUACGUUCAUACAAAUGCCCAUUAUUCGCAUUAAAUCUGGUAUACUUCCACGAUAAUGACGUCCCGCACAAGUUGCGUCAGCAAGACAGACGAAU